This is a messenger RNA of Colletotrichum higginsianum IMI 349063, 1701 nucleotides long. RefSeq names its product C6 zinc finger domain protein. NCBI's taxonomy places the organism in Eukaryota, Fungi, Ascomycota, Sordariomycetes, Glomerellales, Glomerellaceae. The coding region runs from base 1 to 1701 and encodes 566 amino acids. The transcript is spliced from 3 exons. The record is from RefSeq and is a predicted model, not a curated record. Gene Ontology annotation, biological process: regulation of DNA-templated transcription. Gene Ontology annotation, molecular function: DNA-binding transcription factor activity, RNA polymerase II-specific; zinc ion binding.
AUGAGCCUCGGCCCGCAAUGCUGGCGCUGCCGCAAAAGGCGCCUACGCUGCGAUUCCUCCCUGCCGUCAUGCCACAAAUGCCUCGCGGCAGACGUCCAUUGCCCCGGCUACGGUGACAAGAAACCGGUAGCAUGGCGGGAUCCCCUGGUCCUGACCAACAGGGGCGUCGUGCGCAUUCGGGAUCCCAAGGAAACAAAGACGUCGUCACCUUCUGCCCCGGCCUCCGUCCUCGGCAUCGUGUGCCGAUCGCCAAGGACGGCCAGCUCCGAGAUGGACCUGAGAAUAGCCGCCGACGCCAUUGAGUACUUCGCCCCGGAUCUGGCGCCGUACGCGACAACACCGAGCCCAUUCCAAGUGUCACUGCGUCAAGUUGGCGAACUCGCCGUGUACUUGAGAAAUGCCUACAUCUCAAUUGCGGCACUGCACCGACACGUUAGCGGCGAGCCUUCGGUCCUUUUCAGGCUCGCAGCAAAUGACAACCGUGUCAGUCCGAGAUCCGUUGCCCGCUCUCACGCGAGGUCGGAGGCGGCCGCGGCGGGAGACUCGGACCUCUUGUGCUUGAUACGAAUGGGGGAUUUCAAGAGCGUCCACUUUGCAUCUCAAGCUGCCGCUUUCAAGGCUUUGGGCGAAGAGUUGCACAGAUACCAACCUGGUGGGUUGACAGACGACUUUGGCCCGAGCAUAUUCCUCGGCAUCAUAGUGAUGCUCUCAUCCCAGAUCCAAUUCUCGGCGUACGCCCCCUGGCAAUCCCAUAUCGACGGGGCAUGGAGUCUGGUCCAAGCCCACGGCGGCUUGGAAGUCGCUGCAAGGAUGGACGUGAAGCUGUGUCGACUGUUACAGCAGUUUGCCCUCCUAGACAUAUUCGGCAUGACCACACACCGUCUCAGUAAAGUGACUGCCGAGACCAUCAUCUCGCGUGCAGUGCCUUAUGCGUCGAUAUUCCAUGACUCUGGUGUCGAUAGUUGCAACCCGUGGCGGCUGAUACCAAACCAACUGGCCAAGGUUUUGAUCCGAAUCAACGUGCUCCGGGCACAAAACGUGCUGUUUGCGAAAGCAAGUCCACGUACAGACGGCCUGUCCGCGAUCUUGGACCACCUCGAUGGCUUGUCUCCUACCCGAUGGGCGGCUGAUGAGAUGUCGACCAACACCACAGCUUUGCUGGCGCCGAGUGAUCUUAGCGAAGACCAGGAGACCAAGGAUGCCUGGGUGGCUUUGAUGACAGCGUAUCGUAACGCUGCUAUCUUAUACGCCAUCAGCAGCCUCACAUCGCUCGGCGGCACAUCUGCAAGUGGAAUCAUUGACUUGCAGGAUCCGGCUCCCUGCUGUGCUGAAAGGCAGCUGACUGCGUACCACGCGCUUCUCGCGUCCCUCCAUGUACUCUUCGAUCAGAGAUCCAGGCGAAGAAGAGAUCAUGGAAUCAACGGGUCGUCAAAAUCCGCCGCUACCAGCGCGGGCCUGCUGCACAAGUUUGUGAUAUGGCCGAUGGUCAUUACUGGUAUCCAUUCCGCACUGGUCUAUCACGACCAAGACGCCACAAGGUUCCUGUGCUCGGAGAUGCAAGCGGUGGGCGAGGAACUAGGCACUGUCAGCAUGAUAGACGGUGCUCGUAUAGUCGAAAGACUGGAGCUUGGAAGAGAGCGCGGCCGCGACGUCUCUUCAUGGGACGACCUGUUCGACGGGGUACCCUUGUUUUUCAUGUGA